GUUACAGUUAUAAUUUUUACCGUCCUUUAGCCCUCCCGAGGGCGACUACCAUCCCAUACUACGAGGCUAUCUUUCAUGAUUAGGAACUUUAGCACCGUCAAUGAACAUAUUUUAACUCGACGACGUCCUUGCAACUUCCAGCUAUUUCCCGCCACCUCCCUAUCUCACGUUGCGUUGCCUAGUUAGCCUCAUAUAAAAAACCGCGGCAUCAAUCUUCGAAAAUGGCGGCCGAACAGUCUCGGCCUGCGUCGCAGAAGCUCCCAGCCGGCCUGGCUACAGUCCUAAAUGCCCCCGAAGAGAAUCGGGACUCGGCCUAUUAUUCGAGUACCGAUGCGUCUAGCAAGCAUACUUCGGCCGCGUCUGGCAUAGGCAUUAAUGUGUAUCAUUCCGCGCAAGACAAGACCCCUUCCCCCACGACCACGACGCUGGUUCCUCAGCCCCUCAUAUCCCCCGCGAGCAAUAUGAGCGUGGCGUCGAUAAUGUCGCCAACAACUCCAGGUGGCGGGCGUUUUGAAAGACCUCAAUCAUUGGAUUCUAUGCCGGGUGCCGCAUCGCUAGGAGGUGCAGCAAGUGUCGGACCGGAUUCGCGACGGGAAAGCGUGGACAGCAGGAUUAACCAGGGUUUUGGCGACUUAAGAUUGGGUGGUUCCCCUUACGCGAGCCAGAAUCAGUCGACGGCAUCGAUUCACGGAGCUUUGGCACAACAAAGAAACCCUCGUCCGGGGAUAGAACAUCUAUCUGUCCAUAGGAUAUCCAAUGGAUAUCAACCAAAUAUUGAGCGUACUCCGGAUAGCCAACACACUAAGACGGCUCGAACUGCGCCUGCUAUCACGGGCCCUGCCACUAGUACGAUCGCUCGAGCCGCGGAACCUACUAAAGGUCAAGCAUGGGCCUUCCCAGAAGAGGAAAUUCAGCGCCUGCCCUCCGCGGUUGGUAAUCAUACAUUUUUCGACUCGCGGAGGAGUAGUAUUACGGAAUCGAUCGCGAGUAGCCAAUUCACGACCGAAUCCCGGCUACCUCCUGGACAGCGGCGACUCGAUGAUGGCCUUGGUCCAGACUUCCAACAAACGAUUCACCACCACACGCUUCAACACAAACAGCUCUCGGAUCUCCAUAGCGAAGAGUCCAGCCCGCAUAGCGGUAAUCAACCAUAUAGCAGGACCCCGGAACUGCGUCAAAGUCAUAAGCUUGCCGAAAGGAAGAGGAGGACGGAGAUGAAAGAACUAUUCGAACAACUUCGCGAUCUAAUGCCACAGGAGCGAGGAUCAAAGGCUUCUAAAUGGGAGAUAUUAACGAAAGCUAUCGCCGAACACCAGAAGCAGACCGACACUAUAAAGUCUCUUUCGGGACACUACCAAACUGCUAUGCAAGAGGCGGAAAUGUUGCGUCGUGAGUUGGAUAGGAUGCGCAUGGAGAAUGCGCAGCUUCGUGGGAACGUGCCGCUUCCACCCGGACAGGGCGCGCCGAAUGCGCCUUUACCAUCGCAGCCGUCUGCGGACCCCUACGGCCAAGACCCGUAUGGAAGAGCCCCGCGACCAGAGCUGCCGCCUUUACGCGCGUUGAACGCGCCUGAAUCAAUGACGGGUGUUCAGUACGAAGGUCAGAGACCCAACGGGUUUCGAUCAGAUCGUUUCUAGCAAAAACAAAGGCACCGUUAUUUAUAAUUUCUUUUGUCGUUGUAAACGUGUCAUUCGGGGGGGCGGUAGCCAUCAAAAAAACUAGAAACUUCCUGCGCAUUUUAUCGAUACCCCGUACAAGAUUACGGUUGCCGUCCGGCUGAAUUCUUUUAUGGCUGGCGACGAGCACCUCGGAACUUUAUAGGCGCACUCGGACUUGGAACAGAGGAUACUGUGUCGGA
Annulohypoxylon truncatum is the source of this 1858-nucleotide messenger RNA. RefSeq lists its product as uncharacterized. The transcript is spliced from 3 exons. Gene Ontology annotation, biological process: positive regulation of transcription by RNA polymerase II. Gene Ontology annotation, molecular function: DNA-binding transcription factor activity; protein dimerization activity. Lineage: Eukaryota; Fungi; Ascomycota; Sordariomycetes; Xylariales; Hypoxylaceae. The record is from RefSeq and is a predicted model, not a curated record. Gene Ontology annotation, cellular component: RNA polymerase II transcription regulator complex. The coding region runs from base 222 to 1637 and encodes 471 amino acids.